This is a messenger RNA of Diospyros lotus (date-plum), 1003 nucleotides long. RefSeq names its product DNA polymerase epsilon subunit C. Gene Ontology annotation, molecular function: protein heterodimerization activity. The record is from RefSeq and is a predicted model, not a curated record. The transcript has a single exon. Gene Ontology annotation, biological process: regulation of DNA-templated transcription. Bases 57 to 467 code for a protein of 136 amino acids. Gene Ontology annotation, cellular component: nucleus. NCBI's taxonomy places the organism in Eukaryota, Viridiplantae, Streptophyta, Magnoliopsida, Ericales, Ebenaceae.
GCAUUCCAGAAGCCCUAGGAUCUCAAGCAUCCACUCUCAGCUUGGCGCCUUCAUCAAUGGCGGAGGAUGAGGAAGCGAAAAACAGUGAAGAGACGAUUCAACCGACGUUUCCCAGUAGCCGAGUCAAGAAAAUCGUGAAACUAGACGGGGAUAUCAACAAGGUUAACUCGGAGGCCCUGUUCUUGAUCUCGUGCUCCUCCCAGCUCUUCCUUGAAUUCAUCGCCGAGAGAUCCGCUCGAGUCGCGAUCGAGAAGAAGCGCAAGACCGUGAAGCUUGAGCACCUGAGAGUCGCCGUCAAGAGGCACCAGCCAACUAGCGAUUUCCUCCUCGAUUCGCUUCCGUUGCCUUCUCAGCCGGUGGAUGGUCGCCCAGACGCCGAACGGACUCGGUCUCGGACUUCCUUGGGUGAUAAACCGGUACCCGCUGGCACCCGCCGGAUCGACGACUUCUUUCGAAAUGGUUCUUAGUUAUCCCUUUUGACUGAUCUAGGAGAAUUGUGAUGACUUGAUGAUUUCGUUAUGUAAAAUGUUUCAACACUACGAGGGUUAUGUUUGAUUAAGUUCAUUUCUUGACUUUUUUUUAUUAUUUGUGUUAUACUCCUCUCAUUUUUUUUUAAAAAAAGAGUUAAAAACGUUCUUUCGUGCUCACUAUUUGAUUUUCAUAUCUUGGUAGCGGUUGGGAUAAGCUGAUGACGCAUUGAGAAAUGACGAGUUAAUCAUACAAGGGUUUAGAUAGUAACUAGGUUUCUUUGAUGCCCAGUAAGCUCUGCUCUUUCUAAUUUGAAUGGUUUGGUUAAUAUCCUUUUUGUCCAACUUGACCCUUUGAAUGCUAUGUAAGUGUUAAUUGUUAAAGCUGGCCUGUGAGCUCCCACCAUCUCCAAGUUAAAACUAAAUAUAAUUUAUUUACUGAAAUUAAUUGAUAUAGGUAACAUGACAUUGUCUGGCACCGAACUAAAAAAUUAAUCGAUAUAUUGUUUUUAGACUUUUAGUUGAUCACGCUAUGA